Molecule: messenger RNA, 3169 nt
Organism: Asterias rubens (European starfish)
Lineage: Eukaryota; Metazoa; Echinodermata; Asteroidea; Forcipulatida; Asteriidae
Product: UV radiation resistance-associated gene protein-like
Exons: 14
Coding region: 161-2824 (887 amino acids)
Biological process (GO): SNARE complex assembly
Cellular component (GO): endosome; lytic vacuole
Molecular function (GO): SNARE binding
Source: RefSeq, a predicted model, not a curated record
UCAAAGUUCACUGCUUUUCUGUAAACUGCUGUGGCAGCUUGUGAUAUUGAUAUUGUUUUUGCAAAUAAUUACAACAUAGAUAGAAAGAUGUGACGUGCUAACGCCUUUUUGACGCUUUUCAAUAUUUUGCAGCUUUAGGAAGCAAUAGUUAGUUGAAAUUAUGUCAUCGUCUGACAGAAUACAACACACCGGACUGGUCACACAACAGAGGCGGUUGCGUCACCUAUGCAGUCUAUCAGCUCGCAACAUCCAGGUCGGUACACAGCCUGAUGCCACUCCGAAGGAGAAAGAGUCGCUGAUAGAAACCUACUUUACUCUGCAUAUAUGGCCGUCUUGUCAAACUGUUUACACAAGUGAAAAGAUCAACAAUUCUUUAAAUCCAACAUGGCGUAGCUUUGACCUUCAAAUGUCCUGCCCUGACCUGGACGUAUCCCAGUCAACUAUUCUUGUAAGGAUGUGGGGCGGUCAAGACUCCGAAUGUAGCCUUGUUAUAGAAUGGCUGGUCAAUCUCAGAGGUCUGUGCUACCUAGGAACUCAGAUACACAAGGAUGGAGUUCGGUACCAACCCAAUUCCCUCAUCUUUGGGAUGUUUCAGGGUUUCUAUGGUGCGUCGGAUAACCUACUUGAUUCAGCUGUGCAGAAUUAUUUUCAAACAUCGAUCGAAGUGGAGCAGAGUGCCGCAAUUCUUUCAUACAAGACGUUUUCUUUGGGAAGGCUACACACCACUCAGCGAGCAAUAAGACAGACGGAAGCAACGGUUACCAAAGUCAGAAGUUCCAUCGUCCAUAAACUGACCUUAGCAAAGAAGAAAACCGUCCUGCGUUCGGGAAUUGAAGAGUUGAAACUACGUCUGGGAAUUCUAAAGGGUGAAAUGGAAAGGCAGGAAGUCUUGAUGGCGUCAGACUGCAAAAGAUGCACCAAAACGAGAGAGGUCAUUGAUGAAAGAGCUCAAGCUCACAAGUUACGAUGUGAGAGAAUGAGGAGUGAAAAAGACGAGUGGACAAACCAACUUGAGCUUCUCAGAGAGAGAAAAGAACAACUGCAGAAGUUAUCAGCGCAGUAUGCAGCCCGUAAAACUACCCUCAUCGGGGAGUUGGCUGAUAUCUACCCCGUUGUGGAGGUCGCAAACAAUGAGCACACAAUUCUAGGCAUCAGACUUCCCAAUGCGGAGAAUUACUCAGGAACCGAUGAUAUGGUGGUAUCCACCGGGCUCGGACAUACUUGCCAUCUUAUCUUGAUGAUGUCACAGAUCCUCAAGUUACCCCUUCGCUAUCCCAUGAUCCACUACGGGUCUCGAUCUAUCGUCCGAGAUCACAUCACGGAAGCGCUGGCUGAGAAGGACAGAGAUUUCCCGUUAUACAGUCGCGGCAAGGAACGAUUCCAGUUCAACUAUGCUCUGUACCUUCUCAAUCGGAACAUAGCUCAACUCAGAUUCGCCUUGGGAGUCCAAACCACUGAUCUCAGAGCCACUCUACCUAACCUCAAAACACUUCUGGAACUCAAGUGGGGAGUUAAAAAUACCGACAGCAUGAUAUACCAAUCGCCAAGAAGCCUCCGCCAGCAGGGUUCGUCCUCGACCCCGCCCCAGCAGAGGACAACGCCAGCCAACGCCCAACCUUAUCCCGUCCAGGCACCCCCUGUCUACAGCCAGGUAGAUUCCUCAAGGUCAAAGACAGUUCCCAACACCCCACCGCCCGUCUACCAACAACCUGACGCUGGGAGAACCCCUCCCGCUUCGCCGUUUGUCGAGCUGAUAAGUCCGUUUGAAGAGCUGACUCUGGAAACAGAGCCAACUCCAACCCUUCCAAUACCUAUCCCGAGCGUUGACAUGGCUGCUAAGGAUAUUGAAGCAAAACAAGCCAUGCUUGUGAAUCGCCAGAAUGGCACGACUGUGCAAACCACUGCUUUGGUGGAACCUCACAGAAACACUGACUUAGAAGAAUCUCUAAGCGACGUAGACAGCACAGGAACUCUCCAGCCAAGACAUUCUAGCGAAACCUAUCAGAAGCAGCAGAGCAGCUGGCCAACAAUUCAGUCUGUCGGCGAAGACAACGAAAUCAGUAGAACGCUGGAGAAGUCUCUAGACGUUGACCAGACAGAGAUGGAGAAGUCCCUAGAGGUGUUUACAUUAUCACUAGGAGAUGAAGGGAAUGAACUGGAAUCUCCUCGCGGCGAAUUGCAGACCACCUCACUUGACUUCUCGCCAGACGUUGAAGGCGAUUCCACAGCCUUACCAAAGUUUGCACCAUCAGGCCAGCUUAUUGUUUCAGAGCAGUCCACAGCCGAACCAGCAGCUCAACCUCCUGCUGAUAACAAACAAGUCAACCCAUCCAGUAUGAACAGCAACCACAACUCAUCUUUAGUUAGCCUUCCUGAUUUUCAGACUGCUUCAAAACCCGAAACCAAACGUGCAUCACCUGACUGUGACAGCACAAAUUUAACCCAAACUCCUGACCAAGUCAUCACCUCCUCGACACUGGCAGAACCAAUGUCAAAACCAAACUCGGCACACAACAUGCACAAUCUCAGCCAAUCGCCUAAAAUUAGCUUCAUAGACGCAUUAAAUUUUGACGAGAAUGCCAAAGUCACAUAUCCACAAGACAACGAUCGUCCUAUGAGCAUAGAUCGAGCUUCCAAUAACCGGUCCCCUGUAGAGAUUCCACAAAGGGAGCCUGUCCAUUCUGGUUACUCAACAGAAUCGGAUUCCGUUUACCAGUUUGAUGACCUCGGAAGUCGUACGGAGGCCCUCGCUAGACACGAAAGCUUCUCAAGCUUCAAAAAAGCGUCUAGUCCGGCUAAAGCGCACAAAUUUGGGAAAACAUAGAAACCUCGACCAAACUAGUUUGACAAUUGUUGUAAGCAAAGUGCUUGCACCUGAAAAGAGGGUCAUUUCCCUCUGGACCUCUGGAUAAAUAUAUUUACGCGGUAAGUAUUAUAUUAAUAUUCUCUUACAGUCUCUAUUUUAAUCUUAUAAUGCAUUUACAUAUUACAUUUAGUCACUUUUUAAGAAUUUGUUUUUACAUAACUCAUAUUUUGCACAGUUUUAAUUAUUGAAUACUUACAACAUGUGCAUUGAUCAAGGCAAUGCACCCUAUAGGCACUGAACACGUUUGGUAAUUGUCAAAGACCAGUAUUCUCACUUGGUGUAUCCCAACAUAAGCAUAAAAUA